Molecule: messenger RNA, 8610 nt
Organism: Paramuricea clavata
Lineage: Eukaryota; Metazoa; Cnidaria; Anthozoa; Malacalcyonacea; Plexauridae
Source: the annotation of a GenBank genome assembly
AUUCCUAUAGAUUCCUAUACGGAUGAAACAGCCUGUAGCAGACUUUUUGAGGUAAGCGAAAAUGAUAUGUUUGCUCUGACUAUAUGUUAUCGAGCACUCUUUGCGUUUCGUAAACCACAUUAUUUACGAAUAUAUCUUAUAUAUAUAUAUAGCUUAAGUUUUUGGUUUACGAAACACAAACAGUGCUCAAUACCAUAUAGAUAGAGCGUAAUAUAGUUUUCCGUUUUGACUCCAACUAUUCAAAUAUAAAAUGCAGGCUUUCUGGCAUCCUUGUGUAGAAAAGUAGGACUAGAAUUUUAGGAAUAGUAGGAAUAAAGUAGGAAAAUGUGUAGAAAAGUAGGACAAAAGUAGGAGUUUUGGAGAUGCAAAUAACACAAAAAUAUACAAAAUUGGUCCCCUAGGAUAUAUGUGGUAAGGGUAGACCAUUAGAUAUCUGAUCCACACUGCGGCAGGAGCAUAUAUAUCAGGGCCGUAUAGGAAGCUCUUUUCGAUUGGAGGGCUGAAAGCGAGGGCCGAAGGCCCGAGGAAAUUUUUAAAUUUAGAGUCAGAAUUCUAAUGGUCAGAAAACAGCGUUUUAGUAUGUCGAAAUUUACAAUUUAGUAGUACUAAAUGGGCGAAGGCGUAUUUAAUUAACUAUAUAUUGGAUAAGUUGCAGGAAAGUAUGGGUAUAAUAUCUUCAUUCUUUGCAGUUUGUCAUGGAUUAAAUGAUAAAGGACUGCAUGAUUUUGAAAAAAAAUGAUUAUUAGCAAAUUAUCGGGGGGCUGCAGCUCCCCCCCGGUUGCUACGGCAAGGUAUAUAUGAUGCUUGAUUGACUGAGGGGGGGGGGGGGGAAUAUUUGGAAUCUCUAGAUCGUCGGAAUUGGCACUUUCAGAGUCUUCAUUAAUUUAUUGAUUAUGAUUCUAGAGAUGCUAUGAAAUUUUAUACUCGGAAAAUGUACUUCUUCUCCUCCUGAGAUCUUAUCAUCUGGGACACAAAUAGGGAAUAAAAAUUACGAGUCCUAUCCCAGCUAGCACAAUUACGUUGUGCCAACGUUGUACGAACGUUCGCCGAACGUGGAGAUAACGUUGGUAUUAUAAGUUGUAGUAACGUUAUUUUGUGAACUCGUAGGAACGUGGUGACAACGUCAGGAUUAACGUUAGAACACGACGUUGGUUCAACGUUCUUACAACGUUUGAUUAACGUUAGAACACGACGUUGGUUCAACGUUCUUGCAACGUUUGAUUAACGUCCAGGAAACGUUGAAAAUUAACGUUGUAGUAACGUUAUUUUGUGAACUCGCAGGAACGUUGUGACAACGUUAGGAUCAACGUUAGAACAAUUAACUAAAAUCUUUGAUUUAAUCAUUUUAUUUAAGGAAAGAGCUUCAUUUACAAAUAAUAUAGGCUAAAAAUACUGAUCCAAUUUAUAGUUUGGAUGAAUAUUGACAAUAAUAUUUAAUUCAGUAUAGUAUAUGAACAAGCUUUCGUUGGUAGGGAUGCAACUACCUGAACAAUCUUGUAUGACGGAACUUUUUCUAGGCCGCAUUUUAGAAAUAGACAUACGUAAUACUGUGCUUGAAUAACAGUCUGUAGUUUAAAUUACAGAAUUACCUGAACAAUAUAAGGGUAAUUUCGACAUUUCGAGUGAAGACCCUCCAGAGUAAAUACGUUGCUACGAAGGGCCUUCGCUCGAAACGUCGUAAUUCUUCUAGUUCUCGUUAUAUGUAGUUUGAGAUAGUUGCAUCCCCAUCUACACUGGCACAGACAGUUCAAUAUUUAAUACAGUAUACUAAUUAGUCAUUCUUGGAUUUCAUUGACAAAUGAACGAGUACUUCUGAAAUAUAUCUUCGAUUCAAGAGAGGCGCUGUAAAAUGUAAAUUCAUAUGGCGUCAAACAAACAUGCAGACACAUAUCAAAAUAAAUAUAUUUUGUUCGCCUUUUUUCCCUACAUGAGAUAGACACAUGGAAGUUUCAAAUGUUACAGAUACAAUAUAUAUACUUACAUCGAAAACAAGACGAACGAGCGAGUUCUUCUGAAAUAUACAGCAACUUCGAUGAGAUUACAGAGUCAGCAUACAUUUCAGUUGCGUCGCAAGCCAAGAACAAUGGUGUAAUCUUUUCAAUUUGCCCGCGGCGCAAACACUUUACGUAUAUAUGGUCAGAAUUACCAUAUUUGGCGAGUUGUUGAUAAGCUGCCAAAUACAAAGGCCUACUGUCUGGCUCAGUAAAAUCAGUUGGAUAAAACGUUUUCAGGACAAAAUUUCCAGUAAGAACUAACCAACGCGACGUUCCUCGCGAUUCCUGCAGCUGAAUAGGCAUACGAAGUCAUAUGGCCUGAUGCGGUUUUAUACCUAUAGUUUAACUGUCAGGUUCAAUAAUAGAAGACAUAUGUUUAAUUUUUUUAGAACGUUGCGAAAAUAUCAAAUCUUAACGCCAAGACGACCUUGUUUACGACGUUGUUUUGAUGUCAUAUCCAAACGUUACACAUUAACGUUGCUACAACGUUAAAAUCUAACAUUGCUAAGACGAUAUCGUAUGACAUCCUGCAACGUUGCAAAAAUAUCAAAUCUUAAUGUCAGGACGACGUUGUUUACGACGUUGUUUUGAUGUCAUAUCCAAACGUUACACAUUAACGUUGCUACAACGUUAAAAUCUAACAUUGCCAUGAAGAUAUCGUAUGACAUCCUGGAACGUUGCGAAAAUAUCAAAUCUUAACGUCAGGACGACGUUGUCAAAGACAUUGUUUUGAUGUCACGUCCAAACGUUACACAUUAACGUUGCUACAACGUUGAAAUCUAACAUUGCUAAGAAGGUGUCGCAUGACAUCCUGGAACGUUAAAUUUCAACGUUAAACCAACGUUUACACCACGUGCUCUUAUUCCGGAUAGAAAAGUAAUGUUGUGUGAACGUCGUGUGAAAGUUAAGUUAGAUCUAACUUUGCAACAACCUUUUACCAACGUUGUAAUAACGUUAUGUGCUAGCUGGGAUAGAUCUAAAUUACGAGAGCUACAAUAUACUGAUUCCCCAAGCUGUCUUAAAAAAGUAGGAUUUUAUGAGAAAAAGUAGGAAAAAAUAGGAAAAGUAGGAAAGUUGAAGAAAAGUAGGAAAAAGUAGGAAAAGUAGGAUGGCAAGAAAGCCUGAAAAUGUGAACAGUGAACUUGUAAAUAAAAUAAACAUACCAGUUUGUCCAAGUUUUUCGGCUAUUUCUUGCAUCGACUUAUCACGCAAAUCUCUAUUUUUAAAAUCGCGACUCCUCACGUCAUAAAGGCAAGGGUAAUCCGGCCAAAUAUCGGCGAUUUUGUCUUCCAACAAUGAUUCGGACACCACAACGGCGUGACAACGCUACUUGUCGCCAUUUUGGUUAAUUGAAAGAUUCAUGUAGCACGCAUGCGUAUUGCCAUCAUAUUGUAAGCUGUUUGCUUUUCCUGCCCGCACACUUAAAGAUAAUCGACACUCGUGUCAAAAAUUAUUCAACAUGUUGAACAUUCCGUGCUAAUGGCAGGCAUGCCGGAAAUCUCUCAAAACGUCCCCGCACACCUGAGAAACUUGCUUACGCCAACAGUCACGCGUGACGCUCAGCUCAGCUGAUAGCUCUAGUGUGCGGCGGGCUAAAGGGACAUUUCAUCACUAAUCGACCGUAAUGCCAUGCUAUUACUUUGUAAUAUCAUAGUUGCCGAGGGAAUCGCGCGUGGUGUGUUGCCUGUUUUGAAUGCUGUUUGAUUGUCUUUAAAACAUUGCGCGAUUUGAUAUUAAUAUACAAAAUCCCGCUUGACUUUCAAAGGUCAUAAAUCGCUAUAGUGUUGAUAUUUCACUAAAACUAUCGAUAGAAACUAGGAGAUAUUUUUGUACUGAAUCGAACGGUGGUAUUUUCAUCUACAUAGCGUAUAUUGAACCAAAGAUACGAACGUCCAAAUAAAUCAGGUCGAAACCGACUGAAGGUCGCGUUUGUUUAUAAAUAUUGCUGAAGUUGAAAUAGUUGAAUUGUAUUUUCAGUCUUGAUAAUAAAUUUAAUAAUGGUUCUGUAUGCUAUACAUACUCAUUUUUUUCUUUUAUGCGGUUUUGGGCACAUUUCUAAAAAUACAAAUGUCAAAUAUAAAUUUAAAUAAAAGUUUCUUCGCUUCCAACCAAAACCUGUUCGCUAAAUACGUUGUUUCCAUGUAUUGUUUUAUACUGUAGAUGUAUACCUUGUCUAGAAAAAAUGCAGAUGUUUUGUCGCAAACUGAACAUAACACUUUCUUAUUUCGUAGAGCUAGUAAAUAAUCUCUUUCUCAGCUUGUUGCAGUAUUGUAAAGAGAUAUUUUCUCAGUCAUUUUGACUUGAAUUUUGCGUUUGAUAAUUAUACGUCCCCCCCGGUUUACCGCCAUAUUGGGUGUGGCAUCGUGCAGAGGCUUCGCGCCUUCAUACGGCCAAUUAAAGCCUCUGCGGAGGAGAGAGGUCCAUAGUUGUGCCGAUGAUUUUCGAUGAGGUACAGCUCUCCAAUCAGAGGUAAUGAGGUACGCUUUUGUCUUCUAAAUUUCCCUCAUCAAGCAUGCAGGGGAAAAUUAGAAGACAAAGAAAUCCUUUGUUUUCAACUAAAUUUACCGGGUAAAUUUAGAAGACAAAGCGUAUGCAUGGGUAAUGAGGUAAAUUAGUGAUUAAUCGUACCUCGCGAGACAAAGGAUUUCGAGGCAACUAUGAUAUUAUAGAAAAUAAGGCUAUAUCACAAUUUUAUUAAUUAAACCAAGUUCAAGUAAUUUAAUUUAAAGUAUUAAAUAUUUGCUUUUUACUAAUACAUGCAGCUAAAGUAGAAAACACUAUCUGACACGAUAGUUAUAUUCACUUCUUUGCUUUGCUUAGACAAGCUGAUUAAGAUCAGAAAAAGUUCCCUAAACUCCCGCCAAACUCUAACACCCAAACGUAAUAUCCAAUUAUCCAAACUCCAAACAUGAAUCUCUGUAGAUGAUGAGUAGUGAUACGCAAUUGAUAAUGGGGAGCAUCAAACAGUUUUAUUAUUUAUUUAAAAACUUCCUGGUUUCUGAUUAGCUAACAGCCAACUGCAUGAAAUUGUCAUAUCAACUCAAUGGCUAACCAAAUAUGGAUUUUUCACAUUCAUAUUAGCAAAAUGACGUCAAAGAGUCAAUAUGAAAAAAAUUUGGACGCGUUUGCGCCAUAUUACUAUGACGACGAGAAUCAUAUUGACUCGCUGACGCCAUUAAUUGAUAUGACGACGACGACGGUUGCCGAAGAACUAAAGGCCCGUCUACACGAUACGACUAGUCGUAUACGAUUCUUAUCCUGGCGUAUGAAAACGAACUGUUCAUCAGUUCAUGGCGAAGUUUGAAAUGUGACAUAUCUAUAGCCUACAUACAAAUAUUCGGUUACAUCCAGGAUAAGAAUCGUAUACGACUAGUCGUAUCGUGUAGAUGCAUGGGCCUUAGGGAAUUGUUUUUUUCGUAAUAAAAAUAAAAUACAAAUGGCUUCCGUUUGUUUUGAAUUUUUUAAAUAAAUAAUAAAAUAAUUAUUGAAUUCGGUUUUCGCAUGCACAAUAUGAAGAAUUAGUAUAACUUUGCGUAUCAAAUGAGCUUUCGGGCGUUUUGAUUGGCUAGCUGACUAGUAAAUGUGAGGCAUUAUUUACCACCUGGGUAGUAAAUAAUGCUUUUCAAAAAGAUUGAUUCGGCAAAUUUGGUUUCAAAAUCGACAAAAUAUUCAAACAACCGUCCCCAGAAAACGAAAGAAGCACAAAAUGUCGUAUUUAACUUGAAAGGAUUUCUUUAUUAGUUAAUUACUAUGUCAAACAUAUUAACGGACAAUUUGAAACUUAUUCAAAACUCCGAAACAUUCACUUCAAACAAAUAGAAAAAAACUAUCCCGACUCGAUCGAUUCGGAAAAACCUUGCCGUCAUAUUCUUUAAAAUCCAAAAUUUAUACUAAAGCAAUUAUUCGCCUCAGGCUCAGUGAUUACGAUGAAUAUUCACCUCGACUUCGUCUCGGUGAAUAUUCGCCGGUAAUCACUUCGCUUUCCGCGAAUAAUUGUUAAUCAUCAAGCCCUCAGUUCGCCGUUAUCAACCGAAGCCGAAGGCUGAGGUUGAUAACGGCAAACUGAGGGCUUGGUAAUUCAGUAACAAUUAUUCGCCGAAGGCGAAGUGAUAAUUCUUCAUAUCGUGCUCAACCUCAUUCAAUAAUUGUUAAUUAUUAAUAGCGUAAUGUGCACUCGUCGUUUUAGUUUCCAAUCGCGAUUUUACUGGACGUGUAUAAAAAAACAAUUUUGUUUGCUGCUAUAUGUUGUUUUAUAUCUGCAGCUUGCAAAUUAUUCUUUCGUUUCUUCUUGUAUAAAUAUAUAGUAAAUUAAAUUCCCGAAUUUUCUGGCUGGCAAUGAAACCUGCAGGUUUAUUUACAAUGGAUUACAUUGCCCGCCUCGAUUUCAAGCUAUUGUUUCAUGCGCACUCAAGCAAAUUCGGGAUGUGUCUACUGACAUCCACAUCUACCCUUACGUACCCAGAAUAGUAUUAGGCGUGCGCGUCUCAGGGAUUUUUUUGAGUUUAACAGCUUUAAUUUCAAAACAAACGAAAAAUUGUUUUACAGAUAUUGUGAAGCUUAUUGACAGGUUACAUCCACCAACGUCUUGUUCAGCUUUGUUAAUAAAUCAUCCUUCAACACGCAGUGGAAUGUAUUAUAUCAAUCAUCAAGGACUCAGUUCAUCGCCAUCGUUUCAAGUAUACUGUGAUAUGACGUCAAAGAAUGGUGUUGGUGUGACGGUGAUUGGACAUGACAGUGGAUCAAGAACACUUGUGAAUGGAUAUGAAUCUCCAGGUUCUUACAAACGAAAGAUUAAAUAUAAUAUUUCCAUGGAACAGAUCUUUGCCAUUAUGAAGCAGUCCACAUAUUGUGAGCAGUUUAUAAAAUAUGAAUGUUAUCAUAGCAUCUUGUUAAAAACACCUUAUGGUUGGUGGGUAUCACGUCAAGGUUCAAAGAUGAAGUACUGGGGUGGGGCGGCAGUCAAUAGUGGAAAAUGUGCAUGUGGAAUGACCAACAGCUGUGCAGGUGGAGGAAAAUGUAAUUGUGACAAGAAUGACCGGACAUGGCGUGAAGACAGUGGAUAUCUGACUGACAAGAACACACUGCCUGUUACUGAGCUGAGAUUUGGAGAUACCGGUACCGCUUUUGAGAAAGGAUACCACACACUGGGAAAAUUGCGAUGUUGGGGUGAGAAUAGAAGAACGGAUUUUGAUGAAUAAUACAUAAACUGAAACGUUAUCACUUAGCAACACAUAUGAUAAGUAAUAUAGAACGCGUCUUUGGUACAAGGGUCAAUCAAAAAUAGUUUAAACACAACAGUAGAACUUAUAUGACAUAAUUAUCGCUAACAAUAUCCGCACUGUGGGUGGUUACAAAGGAUUACAUUGCCCGCCUCGAUUAGGCGAUUUCAAACUGUAAUGUGUCGCUCGAGCGAUAAAGCGAUUGCUGUUUUUUAAAACAGUGGUUUCACAUUAUUCUCCCUGAUACUUCAUGCGGGAAUCCUCAAAAUGGUUACAAAAACAUGGCGCGUUUUACAAAAAUAUGGCGUGAAGUAUUCAAGAAAUAUUACAAAGCUUGUAGGCCUUAGGCCGUCCAUUAAAAUUUAGCCGUCCAAAUUCAGACGUGGCCGUCCAUAGGACGGUCGGACGGCCGCCUGGCUAACAUCCUGCGUCUCAGGAAUUAUUUUUGAGUUUAACAGCUUUUAAAACAAACGAAAAUUAUUGUGUUUUCAGAUAUUGCCAGGUUACAUCGAGUAACGUCUUGUUCAGCUUUGUUAAUAAAACAUCCUUCAACACGCAGUGGAAUGUAUUAUAUUAAUCCCCAAGGACUCAGUUCAUCGCCAUUGGUUCAAGUAUAUUGUAAUAUGACGUCAAAGAAUGGUGUUGGUGUGACGGUGAUUGGACAUGACAGUGGGUCAAGAACACUUGUGAAGGGAUAUGAAGAUGCAGGGUCUUACAAACGAAAGAUUAAAUAUGAUAUUUCCAUGGGGCAGAUCGUCGCCAUUUUGAAGCAGUCCAAGUAUUGUGAGCAGUUUAUAAAAUAUGAAUGUCAUCAUAGCGUUUUUUUUGGGUUCAGUUCUGCAGGUACAUAUUAUAGUUGGUGGGUAACGCGUCAAGGUUCACAGAUGAAUUACUGGGGUGGAGCGGCAGUCAACAGUGGAAAAUGUGCAUGUGGAAUGACCAACAGCUGUGCAGGUGGAGGAAAAUGUAAUUGUGACAAGAAUGAUAACACAUGGCGUGAAGACAGUGGAUAUCUGACUGACAAGAACACACUGCCUGUUACUGAGCUGAGAUUUGGAGAUACCGGUCACACUAAUGAGAAAGGAUACCACACACUGGGAAAAUUGCGAUGUUGGGGUUAGGAUAGAAGAGCGGAUUUUGAGGAAUAAUACAUAAACUGAAACGUUGCCACUUAGCAAAACAUAUGAUAAUAUAAAACGCGUCUUUGGUAAAAGUUUCUAUCAAAAAUAGUUUAAGACAAAAGUAGAAUUUAUGGGACAUAAUUUUCACUAACAAUAUGCGCACUGUGGGUGGUAACCUGACUAUUCACUUCGUGCUACAUAUUCAAAGUUAGUACUAUGCUUAAUAAGCAAUAUGGAGCUUCUUAUAGCUUUACAUAAAUUAAAAAUAGGAAAUCU